AUGGUCAACACGGGUCACCCGAGCAGGGCAUGCAAGCUCUGCCGCGCGAGGAGGAUCAAGUGUGACGAGACAAAGCCCUUUUGCCUCAAAUGCGCCAAGUCGAAAAGAGUCUGCCCUGGCUAUCGAGAUGCAUUCGAAAUCAACCUCCGCGAUGAGACCCAAUCAACCAUCCGCAAAGCCAAGUCGGCUGCGUUGCGCAAGGCUAUCCGGGAGGGUCGCGCGACGGAACAGGAUGCGGAAAACGAAUGCCAAACCCAACCACAGGUGAUGGAAUGGACACCGCCAGCAGCACCACCUCCGCGAAAACAGCAAAUUAUUCCAAUCACAGAAGACGACUGGUUUGACAGGUACUCAAAUUCGUCUUCCUCUGAAGCGUCGCCUUCAAUGUCAUACGCCUCUUCUUUAUCGUACAUCAGCAAUCAGGCGCCCGACACCUUCGUAUCAUUCAAAGACAUUGAAGGGGGGACAUAUGGCAUGCCGCACACCUUGCAAACACCUCUCGACCAACAAGCAACAUGCUACUUUUUGGCAAACUACGUGCUGGCUCCACCGACGGGAGUUGGUAGAGGGAUUCUCACAUUCGUAUUACCACUACUGAAUAUGCCCAGCUACCAAGCUUCUCCUUUGCACUCAGCCUUCUCAGCCGUAUCCAUGGCCGCUCUGGCUGGUAGGCCGAACUCGCGAAGAUUGUCCUCGAUGGCUCAUCUACACUAUAGCAAAGCGCUAGAAGACUUGACUCGAGCUAUGCAAGACAAAAUAGCUGUGAGGCAGGAUACUACGCUUGCCUCGGCAAUCCUUUUGGCCUUUUACGAAGGACUGGUCUCAGAUGACGUUGAAAUGUCUGGGUUCAAGAAGCAUAUUUCUGGGGCAACUGCGAUAGUCAAGCUACGUGGACCGCAACAGACAACAUCCGGCAUAGGCUUGAGCAUGUUUGAAUUCGUUCGGGCGACAUCGGUUCGGCAGUACACCUUCUUUGCAAAUAUUUCUUUGGAAGAUUUGACUUGGUGGGCACGGCAAGCAGUCUGCGAUACGGUUGGCCACCAAGCUUUGGUAUUGAACCUCCAGACGACACUCAUCCGUGGCGAGGCCGACAGUCUCCUGAAGGGAGCACGGACUACCGACAAGAUCGACAAAGCUUUGAAGCUUCUACAGAGGGCGCGGAAAAUGGACGACGACCUUGGUGUAUGGUUCGACAAGUGUCCGCCAGCUUGGAGAAAAGUCAUCUCAGGAUCAGCUGCGGAGGUUCCCGAGGACAAGAUUGGCUACGUUUCGGCAUUUCCAGGACCUAUUUACGACUACCCGAACGUAUGGGCAGCUGGAAAGCACAUCAAUACCCAUGUAUCUCGACUUCUCCUCAACCAGGUCAUCGUCCGUUGUAUCGCGUGGGUCUGCGCACCGAGCGAUCAUACUUUGACGAGGGAGUACAUUGACGCCAAUCGCAUUGGGACUGAGCAAGUGGCGGACAUUAUCUCGAGCACUCCGUAUUUUUUCGGUUGGACUGGUGAUGCUCUGAGUACUCCAUACUUCCCAUGCGGUACAUCCGAGAUGCCCAAAGGCUUAGCUGGUGUAUCUUGUAUGUGGCCUUUGUUGGCCACUGGAUCGAGUCGUUUCGCGACCAGGAAGCAACGGAGCUAUGUGAAAGCCCGGCUUGCAAAGAUUGCGGAGGAGAUGGGCAUCCGUCAAGCUGAUGUCUUUUCAAAGCAAAUCAUGUUGGGAUCACCGGAGCCAGAUCCAGUCAACAGUUAUUGUCCAGAUACAUAUCUUCAUUUACGUACAUAG
Molecule: messenger RNA, 1779 nt
Organism: Colletotrichum phormii
Lineage: Eukaryota; Fungi; Ascomycota; Sordariomycetes; Glomerellales; Glomerellaceae
Exons: 3
Coding region: 1-1779 (592 amino acids)
Biological process (GO): regulation of DNA-templated transcription
Molecular function (GO): zinc ion binding; DNA-binding transcription factor activity, RNA polymerase II-specific
Source: RefSeq, a predicted model, not a curated record